AUGUCUAAGCUCUUCAUCGGCGGCCUUGCAUGGCACACUGAGGAAAACACCCUCAGACAGAAAUUCGAGGAGUUCGGUGCUGUCGAAGAAGCUGUGGUUGUCAAGGACCGCGACACUGGCCGCAGCCGUGGGUUCGGCUUCGUGCGAUACACUCAGGAGGGAGAUGCUCAGAAGGCCAUUGCCGCCAUGAACAACGUCGAGUUUGACGGACGCACUAUCCGUGUUGACAAGGCUUCUGACAACGGCCCCCGCGGCGGUGGCUUCCGCGGCGGUUUCGGCGGUGGUGGUGGCCGUGGCGGUUACGGCGCGCCCCCCAUGCCCUACGGCGGCGCUCCCGGCGGAUACCCCGUCGGCGUUCCCAACAUGUAUCAGCAACCGGCGUACGGACGCGGAUAUCCCCCCCAGCAGCAAUACGGCGCUCCCCCUCAGGACGGCGGUUACGCGGCUCCUCCCGCGGGCUAUGGCUACCCGGACCCGUCCCAGCAGUCCCAGGGCGGCCGAGGCUACUAA
Colletotrichum aenigma is the source of this 510-nucleotide messenger RNA. RefSeq names its product Cold-inducible RNA-binding protein (gene CIRBP). Bases 1 to 510 code for a protein of 169 amino acids. Gene Ontology annotation, molecular function: RNA binding. Lineage: Eukaryota; Fungi; Ascomycota; Sordariomycetes; Glomerellales; Glomerellaceae. The record is from RefSeq and is a predicted model, not a curated record. The transcript has 5 exons.